Macrosteles quadrilineatus (aster leafhopper) is the source of this 575-nucleotide messenger RNA. Its product is annotated as cuticle protein 19-like. Lineage: Eukaryota; Metazoa; Arthropoda; Insecta; Hemiptera; Cicadellidae. The record is from RefSeq and is a predicted model, not a curated record. Gene Ontology annotation, cellular component: extracellular matrix. The transcript is spliced from 2 exons. Bases 61 to 471 code for a protein of 136 amino acids.
CUGACAAAUAUAAAUACCAACUUGACCAAACCUCCACAAUCAGUGUUGCACAGAACCAGCAUGUCUCUCAAGAUCUUCGUCGCCACCUGCCUGCUGGCCGUCGCGGCCGCUAUGCCCCAGUACGGCGGCUACGCCCCGGCGCCCAAGUACGCUCCCGCCCCCUACGCUCCUAAGGCCUACGCACCCAAAUACGAGGAGCCUGCACCUGCCUACCCCAAGUACGCCUUCGAGUACGCCGUCCAUGACGACAGCACCUACGACAUCAAGAGCCAGAAGGAGGAGCGUGACGGAGACUACGUCAAGGGAGUCUACGAGCUGUACGAGCCCGACGGCACCAAGAGGAUCGUCACCUACGCCGACAACGGAUACGGUUUCGAGGCUGUUGUCACCAAGGAACCCGCCAAGGGCUACGCUCCCGCUCCGGCUUACGCCCCCAAGCCCUACUCUGCCCCGGCCUACCCCAAGUACUGAAAAAAUGUUGUCCUCCAUUAAGUCAUUUACCACUGUACAUACGACAUCGUUCACUAGUCUAGCUUUUUAUACGUGAUAGUACAAUAAAGUACAACUAUUUUUAA